AUUCGUUAUUAUCUUUUAAUCCACUAUUUUGUUAGCAAGCACAUCAAAUUUCCUGCCAAUUCAAUAUUCAUCGUACAUUCUACAUCUUAAACUCUUCAAAAACUUGGGAUUCAGCCUCAACAGACAACAUCAAACAUGAAUACUGUUGGUGCUUUGAAAAGACGUCCUUUUGCGACUCUCACUGUAGACGAGAAGCGAGCAGUUGUCAAGCUUGGCCCUCAUAAACCUGUCGUAACGAUACAGUAUCAAACCAAAGCAGGAAACGUUCAGAAUCAGAAACACAAUCCUACCGUCAAUCCAAUGGACAACUUCUUAUCGGCUCGUGAAUGGCUUACCGUCGACGUAGAAGAUAAAAGACUUUACUGCUUUCCCUGUCUCCUUUUUGCAAAAAAGAGAGAUACGUGUUGGGUGGAAACAGGAUUUCAUAGAAUAAGCUAUAUUGGCAGUAGUAUGGAGAAGCAUGAUCAGGCUCGUGAACACCGUAGCGCCGUGAUAGAUCUGAAGCUCUUCCUGAGAAGAACGAACCAUUUUGAGGUUGGGAGUCUCAUUUCCAUGAACAGUGAUGAGAUAGAGCGCCACAACAAUUUAGUCUGCAGAAACAGGGAGAUUGUAAAACGACUAAUAAAUGCUGUUAUCUAUUUGGCAAAACAAGAAAUGGCGUUCCGUGGACAUGAUGAAAGUGAAACCUCAGUGAACCGAGGACCCUUCAAAGAGCUGCUGAGCAUGGUAGCUAAGACGGAUUCCCUGCUUUUUGACCACCUAGAUUCAAGCACAGUGUUCAAAGGUGACAGUAAGACGAUCCAGAACGAAAUUAUUGCUUUGAUCGCAACGAUGACCAGAGAGCUCAUCAAAGAAGAAGUCAAGUCUGCUGAUUUCUUCGCUGUUAUUGCUGACGAGACCACUGAUGUUAGCACUACAAACCAGCUAACAACGAUUCUAAGAUAUGUGCACAACGGACAGCUGAAAGAACGAUUUCUGGGAUUCGAUAACGUAUCUGAAGUUUCAGGAGCUGAGGGUCUCGCUGGGUUCAUACUAAAUAUUUUAAAAGAAUUUGACCCCGAAUCCAAGCUGGUAGCACAGACAUAUGAUGGAGCUAGUACAAUGUCUGGCCGUACAUCAGGUGUUCAGGCAAGGAUACGUGAAGUGAUCAAGAGAGCCAUCUUUAUUCAUUGUAUGGCCCACAAACUCAACUUGGCCCUACAAGAUGCUACGAAGGCGAUAUCCAAAUGUGUUAUAUUCUUUGCAACGUUAUCAGGAAUAAACGCAUUCUUCGGUGUCAGCUACAAGAGAACUGCACAGUUCCAUAAGUCAUGUCAUCUGCAUCAGACAACCGAACUAGCGGGAGGGAAGAGAAAGCCGCAAGCUGCGAGUUCUGCAACGCGAUGGGCUUACAAAUCGCGAACAAAAGUCGGCCUCGAUCUUGGAUGGAGUUCUUCGACCGUCGAGGAAGCUGUUACUCAACUCAAACAUCUCGAGGAUAACAAAUUUGCUGACAUCUAUGACUGUAAGGUAGACGCUAACCCUCCAGAAACACAACUUAAGUUCUGCAAACUGCUCAAUAGCGAGAGUUUCACCAACUUCAGUAAAAAGGACAAAUUUCCGGAUGGUAUCUUGGCUGACUUGGAGAACUCUGUGUACGGCUCCUUGUUCAACACAGCUGCCCUUAAAGAUCAGCUAGGCUAUCUCUACAAUAGUAAUAUGCCUGGAAAACUGUCAGAUCUGGCCAAGAUGUUGUAUGAGUGUGACCUGAAGAACGACCUUCCUCAAGUUUACAGAUUGACAAACUUAGCUCUGACUGUACCUCUGACACUCAUGUGGACAACUUGCGUAGUGCGCAACAAACUUACAGUGAGUGCUACUACCAGUGGUACUGUUGUUGAAGACUUUGGAUGA
Messenger RNA from Bolinopsis microptera, 1893 nucleotides. Its product is annotated as zinc finger MYM-type protein 1-like. Lineage: Eukaryota; Metazoa; Ctenophora; Tentaculata; Lobata; Bolinopsidae. The coding region runs from base 136 to 1893 and encodes 585 amino acids. The record is from RefSeq and is a predicted model, not a curated record. The transcript has 10 exons.